CCUGCGACACCGUUUCCGGAACUCAAACAUGAAGCGACUCGUCUUACGAUAACGAGCGAGCGGUCUUACUCCAGUUUUAGCAGUGAGGAGAAAUGGGUCAUCGUAUCUCUUGGAGCGUUGGCGAGUUUGUUCUCACCCAUAUCAACCAACAUAUACGUCCCAGCUAUCCCCACGCUGGUUGAAGAAUUUCAGGUUUCGUCUGAAAAGAUCAGUUUGACGGUCACCAUCUUCCUGAUCUUCCAAGCUGUCACGCCUGCAUUUUGGGGCACAGCUGCCGAUUCGUUCGGCCGUCGCCCCGUUUACUUCAUCACUCUAUUGAUAUUUACUCUUGCCUGCGUUGGUACGGCUCUAUGUCCAACGAGGGAUUAUUGGCUUUUGAUGCUCAUGCGAAUCCUUCAAGCCACUGGCGGGUCUGCUACAGUCGCCAUCGGUACCGGUGUCAUUUCAGACGUUUCUAUGCCUCAAGAACGAGGCAAGUACAUUGGAGUGUAUAAUUUUGCCGGAACGUUCAGCAUGGCCCUGGGUCCUGUACUCGGUGGGGUCUUCUCGGGCACUUUAGGUUGGAGGAGUAUCUUCUGGUUCCUUGUUAUUUCAUGCUCUGUUGUUCUUGUCCCUCUCAUCCUCUUCUUACCUGAGACAUUACGGUCGUUAGUCGGAGAUGGGUCAAUACCUCCCCCUCUGAUCAAUUGCACACCGGCUCAACUUAUCAAACGAAAACGACAUUUGAGAGAUAUGCACGAAAGAGGAGAAGCUGUAGUAGAUCUGACACGUCAUCGAUUCAAACCAUGGGUCCCAUUCACCCUGUUAUUCCAACCUGUGGUAUUGUUGCUCUUCGCUUGGACUUCACUCUAUUAUGCAGAAUGGUAUGCCGUUCUGACCGUCUUCUCCACCAUCCUCGAGGACGUCUACGGAUUGAACGACAUCCAAAUUGGUCUUUGUUACAUUGCAAAUGGUGUGGGUGUAGGCGCCUCUGCCUUUGUCUGCGGAAGAGUCAUGGAUCGCAUCUACCGCAAAGAGAAAGCACGAGUAGGCGGUGAUCAUCGAAUGAAACCUGAGGAAUUCCGUCUGGAGCAAAUCCGGUUUAGAAUGUACCCCUAUCAAAUCGCUCUAUUCAUCAUCAGUUGUAUCUCGUUCGGAUGGACCAUAGCUGCUCAUACCCAUAUCGCCGCGCCGAUCAUCUUCACCUUCUGUAUCGGGACGGGAGUCAGUCUGAUGACGACCACUACCAUUUACAACCUAGACAUCUUUGGCGAUCAAGGAGGAGCCAUCACUGCCAGUUUCAAUCUUCUCCGUUGUCUCAUGGGCGCAGGCGCUUCUGCGGUGGUGCAGCUCAUCAACAAUUCAGUCGGAUCCGGAUGGACAUUUGUCAUCUUAUCUGGUGUAUGUCUCGCAGGGUCCCCAUUACCAAUCAUCGCGUAUAAAAACGGUCCCAAGUGGAGACGGAGAAUGCGAGAGAAAGCAAAGGAGGAGAAAGAGAAGCGACGUGUGGGUGACAAGGAAAAGGCGAAA
This is a messenger RNA of Tremella mesenterica DSM 1558, 1509 nucleotides long. RefSeq lists its product as uncharacterized. The record is from RefSeq and is a predicted model, not a curated record. NCBI's taxonomy places the organism in Eukaryota, Fungi, Basidiomycota, Tremellomycetes, Tremellales, Tremellaceae. Gene Ontology annotation, biological process: transmembrane transport. The annotation marks the transcript as partial. Gene Ontology annotation, molecular function: transmembrane transporter activity. The transcript has 13 exons.